Ceratotherium simum simum (southern white rhinoceros) is the source of this 1753-nucleotide messenger RNA. RefSeq lists its product as uncharacterized. The record is from RefSeq and is a predicted model, not a curated record. Lineage: Eukaryota; Metazoa; Chordata; Mammalia; Perissodactyla; Rhinocerotidae. Gene Ontology annotation, biological process: regulation of transcription by RNA polymerase II. Gene Ontology annotation, molecular function: RNA polymerase II cis-regulatory region sequence-specific DNA binding; DNA-binding transcription factor activity, RNA polymerase II-specific.
AAAGAAAGAGGAAGAAAUGACUCUUUCCCAGGGACAGUUGACCUUCAGGGACGUGGCCAUAGAAUUCUCUCAGGAGGAGUGGGAAUGCCUGGACCCUGCUCAGAGGGCUUUGUACAGGGAUGUGAUGUUGGAGAACUACAGGAACCUGCUCUCCCUGGGUGAGGAUAACUUGCCUUCUGAAGUUGGAACCCUUUCUGCUGGAUUUGCAAUAAAAGAAUUAUCACCAAGAGAGGACAUUGAUAAAGGAGAAUUAUACCAUCUAGUGAUAUUGGAAAGAAAUGAAAGGCGUGGCAUCAAGGAUUUUGACAUCAAGGAAGUCUUGGAAAAUAUGCAUGAGCAUGACAGUGAGUGGGGAUAUGAUGCAAGAAAUGACAAAGGAGUGCCUUUGACCCAUAAAAAAAGUCUCCCUUACAGAAAAGAUCAACAAUAUAAUAAAUCCUCAAUUGAUUUUCCUCAAAAGCAGAGUAUUUCAGUAAGAAAUAAUGCAUAUGAAUAUUUCAUGCUUUCUGAUAAGCCAUUCAUAAGAAAUUCCUUAAAACUGAAAAAUAACUUAAGCAAUGCUGGAAACAAGUAUAUAAAGUGUUUGGAAAAUAGAACUGAAUUAAGUUGGCAGGCACACCAGGCUGAACUGCAGAGAUUUCAAACUGAGGAGAAAAUUUAUGAAUGCAGUCACAUUGAGAAGUCUGUCAACAAUGGUUCCUCACUUUCACCACUUCAAAGAAGUAUUCCUAGUGUCAAAAACAUUUGUAAUAGAUAUAGGAAGCUUUUAAAAUAUUCUUUGUUACAUGCACAACACAGGAGAACUCAAGCCAGAGAAAAAUCUUACCAAUGUAAUGACUAUGGGAAGGCUUUUAGCAAAAGCUCAAACCUCACAGAUCAUGAGAGAAUUCAUUCUGGACAGAGACCUUACAAAUGUAAUGAGUGUGGCAAAGCCUUUAAGCGCAUCUCACACCUUACUAGACACCGGAGAGUUCAUACAGGAGAGAAACCAUAUAAAUGUAACGUAUGUGGUAAAGUCUGCAGUCAGAAUUCAAACCUUGCAAGUCAUCAGAGAAUACAUACUGGAGAGAAACCUUACAAAUGCAGUGAAUGUGGCAAAGCUUUUAACCAGUCUUCAAAACUUAUUCAACAUCAAAGAAUUCAUACUGGUGAGAAACCUUACAAAUGUAACAAAUGCAGCAAAGCUUUUGCUGAACAUUCUAGCCUUAUUCAGCAUAAGAGAAUCCAUACUGGAGAGAAACCUUACAUAUGUUCUGUGUGUGGCAGAGCUUUUAAGCAGUGCUCACACCUCACUAGACAUCAGAAUAGACAUCCUGGAGAGAAACCACACAAAUGUAACGUCUGUGGCAAGGCUUUUACCCAACGUUCAAGCCUUAUGGAACAUCAGAGAAUUCAUAUAGGAGAAAAAUGUUACAAAUGUAAUAAAUGUGAUAAGGCUUUUGUCAAACGUUCGCACCUCUGGGGUCAUGAGAGGAUUCAUACGGGAGAGAAACCCUACAAAUGUAAUGAAUGUGGCAAAGCCUUUACAGAACGUUCAAAUCUUACUCAACAUAAGAAAAUCCAUACUGGAGAGAAACCUUACAAAUGUAAUGAAUGUGGCAAAGCCUUUACUCAAUUUGCAAACCUUACUAGGCAUCAGAAACUACAUACUGAAAAGAAGCAUAAACCUAAUAUAUGUGGCAAUGCUUUUAUUCAAAGCUCAAGUUUUGGAGAUCAUCAGAGAAUUCAUAGGAGAAAGAAACCUUACAGAUGA